Emiliania huxleyi CCMP1516 is the source of this 803-nucleotide messenger RNA. RefSeq lists its product as hypothetical. The transcript has 2 exons. NCBI's taxonomy places the organism in Eukaryota, Haptophyta, Isochrysidales, Noelaerhabdaceae. The record is from RefSeq and is a predicted model, not a curated record. The coding region runs from base 45 to 482 and encodes 145 amino acids. Gene Ontology annotation, cellular component: membrane.
CAGCGCUCACAGCUGCAAGGGGGAACGACUGCACGGCUCUCAAGAUGGAAUGGACCACGCCCACCGUCCUCUACGUCUCGCUCCUCUUCUUUGCAGCCGGUCUAGCCGAGAUCGGCGGCGGAUGGCUAGUCUGGCAGGCUGCGAGAGAGAACCAGCCGCGCUGGUGGGCAGUCGCCGGCAGCAUCAUUUUGAUGAUCUACGGCUUCUUGCCCACGCUGCAGCCGCUUGACGACUUUGGUCGGCUCUACGCCGUCUACGGCGGCGUCUUUAUCGGCAUGAGCUUUGCGUGGGGCUACCUCGUCGACGGCAUCGUUCCUGAUCGCGGCGACAUUGUUGGCAGCAUUGUUGCGGCACUCGGUGUGGCGAUUGUCUUGUUCUGGCCGCGCGACGCUGCUUCAUUGGCCACAAUGAGCGAGCGUUCUACGAGCGUCAUUACGCCGCUCGGCGAGUCGGCGCGCGCCACAAGGCGGAGUCUCAUUUGAUAGCGUCUGUCGGAGCUGGAACAUCCUUACACAUAUGAUGGCCAUCUGAUUGGGCCUGGAGCAACGCAUGCUCGCCCGGCGGCCUCGGUGGCUUGGGACAAGUGCAGGCGUCACGGCGCGACCGCAGCCGCGGAGUCUCCAGGCAGUGGGAACUGAUCGAGUUAGCGCUGCAUCGUAAAAUGUUGGCUGCGUUCGAGAACAUGUGAAAGACAAAGAGGCUAGAGGGGGGCGAACUGCGCAUAAAUGAUAGUGAAAAUAGGUUCCAUUCGUGAUAUAGAGAGACGCGUUUGGUGUUAAGAUUCCUCGAUAUCAGUUACAGUU